Messenger RNA from Leptopilina boulardi, 776 nucleotides. RefSeq names its product protein transport protein Sec61 subunit beta (gene Sec61beta). The record is from RefSeq and is a predicted model, not a curated record. Bases 221 to 508 code for a protein of 95 amino acids. Gene Ontology annotation, biological process: intracellular protein transport. The transcript is spliced from 4 exons. Gene Ontology annotation, cellular component: Sec61 translocon complex. Lineage: Eukaryota; Metazoa; Arthropoda; Insecta; Hymenoptera; Figitidae.
UGACGUGUCAACAGCAGCGCACCACGUGGAUGCGGUUGUUUUCUGGAGGUUCUGGAGUAUUUCAGACACGUAGCAUUCAGUCAGAAGAAGUGUUACAUUUUCAGAGACGCGUUAUAAAUUUUGAAACCAGCGACUCGUCAGCUAGUUUAAACAAGUACAUUCUCCUUUUACAAUUUUUAUACCUGGUUCAUUAUUUCAAGAAAACUAACAUAAGUUGACAAUGCCUGCUGCACCAAGUUCUACGUCAGUGGGAGCGGCUGGUCGUUCACCAAGUAAAGCAGUAGCACCUCGUGCUGGAGGUGGAGGCACUGUGAGACAACGAAAAACCGCUCCAGCCACUUCAGCUAGGAAUAGGAACACUGGAACAAAUUCUGGUGGAAUGUGGAGGUUUUACACUGAUGACUCACCAGGAAUCAAAGUAGGACCAGUUCCUGUUCUCGUCAUGUCCCUGCUCUUCAUUGCAUCAGUUUUCAUGCUUCACAUUUGGGGAAAAUACACAAGAUCUUAAACAAUUUGCAAAUAUAAUUCGUAUUUCUAAGACUGUGAAUUAAUUACUCGAAGUUGUAAAUGGGAAGAUAAAAAAAAAAUAAAUAUCGUAUUUUUUUAUACGCGAUAUGGCUUAAAACUUCCACUUACAACUUCGUUUUUCACAAUGUUUAUUAAAAAAUUGUGAACAAUUUAUUACUAUAAGUAUAAAAAUUUAAAUUAUUCCAUUGUUUAUUACUUAGCAUUAAUGACAUAUCUAUAUAUAAUAUAAAAUUCUUUUUCAUUAGAAA